AUGACAGUACUAUUCCAUGACAUAAUGCAUAAAGAAAUUAAAGUAUAUGUAGAUGAUAUGGUAGCUAAAUCAACAGAGAAUGAGAGUCAUGUUGAAGUCCUUAGAAAGCUAUUUUUGAGAUUGCGUAAAUAUCGACUAAGAUUGAAUCCAAAUAAAUGCAUCUUUGGAGCUCUUUCUGGGAAGUUACUGGGGUUUAUUGUGAGUCGUAAAGGGAUAGAAGUAGAUUCAGAUAAAGUGAGGGCAAUUCAAGAAAUGCCAUCUCCCCAAAUAAAGAAAGAAGUUAGAAGUUUCUUGGGACAAUUGAAUUACAUUGCUAGAUUCAUUUCCAAUCUAACAGCUACUUGCAACCCGAUGUUUAAGCUGUUAAAGAAAAAUUGUCAACGUGAUGAUUCUGGAAAGAAAUUCUUGAGCAAAAAGUUCAACGAUUGUGAAGUUCGUUAUCCAAUGAUUGGGCAAACUUGUUGUGGACUAUCAGUCAAAGGUAGUGCGAUAGCAGAUCACUUGGCCGAUAAUCCUUUAAAGGAUAACCAGCCAUUAGAUUUUCAAUUUCCUGAUGAAGGCAUAUGCACUAUAGAAGAAGGUUGUGAUGAAGGAAAUGAUGAAGAGCAAGAAUGGGAAAUGUAUUUUGAUGGAGCCACCAACAUGUAUGGAAAUAGGGUAGGAGCGGUGAUCGUUUCACCAAAAGGAAAACAAUUUCCAAUGGCCAUCAAAUUAGAAUUUGAUUGUACUAACAACAUAGUAGAAUAUGAAGCUUGUCUUAAUGGUCUUCGAGCAGCUAUUAUCCUUAGUAUACAAUGUUUGAAGGUGUUUGGUGAUUCAGCUCUCAUUAUUCAUCAAGUAACAGGAGAAUGGAGAACAAAGGAUGCAAAAUUGAUUCCCUAUCAAGAACUCUUAACAAAUUUGAUUAAGCAAUUUAAGGUUGUUAGCUUUCAUCACUUGACUCAAGAUAAAAAUCGUUUCGCGGAUGCUUUAGUUACUUUAGCAGCAAUGAUCUAA
Molecule: messenger RNA, 996 nt
Organism: Prosopis cineraria
Lineage: Eukaryota; Viridiplantae; Streptophyta; Magnoliopsida; Fabales; Fabaceae
Exons: 3
Coding region: 1-996 (331 amino acids)
Molecular function (GO): RNA-DNA hybrid ribonuclease activity; nucleic acid binding
Source: RefSeq, a predicted model, not a curated record